This is a messenger RNA of Geodia barretti, 1868 nucleotides long. Lineage: Eukaryota; Metazoa; Porifera; Demospongiae; Tetractinellida; Geodiidae. The record is from the annotation of a GenBank genome assembly.
UCGCGACCUUUAGACUCCACGUUGUAGUAUUUCUGUCUGCACUGUUUACUGCCGCUGUGUCCACGUCAAAAUGCCUAUUCCACAGACCCCCGCGUCGGCCACCCCCCAGGGAGCCGGUCAGUCGGUGAGCUGGGCCGACCAGAUGGACGAUUUGGAGGCUUCCGUUAUCACUGCAGACAAUCUUCCGGAGCCUCGUGAGACUGUGAGUGGGGACACUAGGACCAUGGUGUCCUACCGAGUGGACGAGGGAGGCAAGAUAAAGAAGGUGACGCAGGUGUACAAGGAGGUUCGGCAGCAAGUACCGAAAGCCAUUGCCAAAAGACGUACAUGGAAGAAGUUUGGUGAUGCUGAGCAGGACAACCCCAAGGGGCCAGACCAGGCCACCACUGUCAUUGCUGAUGAUGUCUACCUCACACUCACCACCAACAGGGAGCAACUGGAGCACCACGACGACGAUCCACUGAAGAAGCUGAGCACGAAGAGCAUGGUGACGUGUCGUAUCUGCAAGGGAGACCACUGGACCACCAAAUGUCCUUACAAGGACACACUCGGGUCCGUCCCGGAAAUGGAAGAAGUCAAUUCCAAGCCGGUUACGGCGGCUGGGGUAGCGGCUGGAGGAACUGGGGCCGUGGGCCCUGCGACCGGGAAAUACAUCCCUCCCUCGCAGCGAGGGGACAAGAAACCUGGCGAGAGGGGAGAGAGUUUCGGGUCCAGGAUGCAGCAGGACGACCAGGCGACCGUGAGGGUCACGAACCUCUCGGAGGAGACGCAGGAGUCGGACCUGAGGGAGCUGUUUGGCUACUUUGGCCAGAUUAAGAGGGUCUUCCUCGCCAAGGACAAGAUCACGCAGCAGUCCAAGGGGUUUGCAUUCAUCAGCUAUGAGCUGAAAGACUAUGCCCAGAAGGCCAUAGACGCACUCGAUGGUUAUGGAUAUGACCAUCUCAUCCUCAAGGUUGAGUGGGCCAAGCCUUCAAAGGUACAACAUUAGCCAAGUCUUCGUCAUGCUUGCUGUCAAUGUUUUCUGUCAUUCAUGAAACAUUCAAAUGCAGUGAACCCUCUGAAUGGGGGGGGCACAUUGGGAAAAUCAGAUGUGCCCUUUAUUCAGAGGUAUUAAUUAGUAAUUGUCCUUUAUAAUACAUAAGAGAUGUUGGGAUCCUCUUUCAGAGGUUCAACACUCUUGUGAGAAUGUUUACGAAUUGAUAGAUCAAUCUGUUGCGAAUAAAACACGAAUGACCACUAUAAUUAUAAUACAAUGUAAUUACACUGUUGCUAAAUUAAGAUAUCGCUAUAAUCUACUAGUCAAUUGGUUGGCCUCCUUAAAACGGUUGUAUUCGUUAACAUGGCUGGUGAUUUGUUCUGCCAUGAUUGUGUCGUAUAGUUGGAAGUUUCCUUUCCCGUGGCUCUCCAUUCGACAGAGGCGAGUCGAACUGUUCCUCAAUUCGUCCGCCGUGUGCGUUGGACACUCGUACUCGUGGGCGGGGCUUUGUGAGGGGUGGAGAUGGACGUGGGAGAGGGUGGGAGAUCGGGGGAGAUGGGGAGGGGGUGAAGUGAGGGCUAGUUCUUCCGGGAGUGCAGGAUAGAGGUCAUCCAGGUCUAUCAUAGACUGUGACUUUGUCUUUGGUGAGAAUCCUGAUCUUGUUAUGGCGGUACAAACUCCUACUCAGAUUUUUUCUCAGGGCAUAAGAAUGCAGACACGGCACCGAUCCUAGGCUGAAACAUACGUUUUAGAGCAGUUCGAGGGAGGUGUAGGAUGAAAUGAAGUAUGUGUUUUAGAGAGAGGCCCACCUUUUGAGGACAUGAAUGUCGACAAACUGCGGUGGAGUUAUGACAAUCUUGGAGUCGGCAUGCAGCUGUAGGGCCUCAGAUGG